Messenger RNA from Leguminivora glycinivorella, 507 nucleotides. Its product is annotated as craniofacial development protein 2-like. The coding region runs from base 1 to 507 and encodes 168 amino acids. The transcript has a single exon. Gene Ontology annotation, molecular function: catalytic activity. The record is from RefSeq and is a predicted model, not a curated record. NCBI's taxonomy places the organism in Eukaryota, Metazoa, Arthropoda, Insecta, Lepidoptera, Tortricidae.
AUGAGGACGGGUUUUCCGAACACCUGUGAAAACCUUGAUAUCGCACAAGAUCUGCGAAAGACCUACAAUAUCGACGUGGAGCUCAAUAGGUUAAAAGUCGAUAUUGCAGCUUUACAGGAGACCAGGAUUGAGGACGAAGGCUCUUUACGGGAAGCUCACUAUACUUUUUACUGGAAGGGCAAGAGUUCCACGGAAACACGGGAGCAUGGUGUAGGAUUUGCGGUCCGUAAUCAACUUAUUGAUGCUAUUGAGACACCAGUAGGUGUAUCUGAGCGCAUCAUGGUCUUGCGUCUUAAUACAAAAAGCGGCUAUGUUACCUUGAUCUCCGCUUAUGCACCGACGCUUCAUUCCACAUCCGAGACCAAGGAUCAAUUCUACAACCAGCUUGAUGAAGUACUCCGCGGGGUGCGUCCAUCCGACAGGCUACAUAUAUUGGGCGACUUCAAUGCUAGGGUCGGUCAGGAUAAUACUGACUGGCCUGAUUGCCUAGGUGCAUGGUGUCGGUAA